CAGACUUUUUGAAUCUGCAGCCCUUUCAUUUUCUGAGCUGUCGAAAUUCAUGGUUAGAAAUUUAAGAAAGUAAAAAAGCUUUAAAAGGUCAGAUUUUCGCGUAAACAACUUCCCUGGUUGUUAUUUUUAAAAAUCACUCGCUGGUUCCCUGUGCUCUGCAGUCUCAUUAAGAAAGAAAAAUGGCGGAUGUGAAGAGGACUGUGUAAUGUUAAUAUCGACCACUCCUUGGUAGCGCGACUAAUUAAAGUCUACUUUUAGUAGGACGGAUGAUAUGAAAAUUGUGAAUUCUUCCAAGAAAAGAUGAAAAAGCAACUCUACAGGGUUAAGCAAUUGGCUGAUCAGAAAGUCGGGCGGGCAGAAAAAACUGAGCUACUUUCAGAAGACUUGCAACAUGUUGAAAAGACGGUAGAAAAGAUCAAAGCUGCAUGUCAGAACACGACCAAAAAACUUGUGCCAUGCGUGCAAAGCAGUGGUACGGAUUUAGAAAAGAGAAAGAAGAAGUUAAGUCAAAUGACCUUGGGUCAAUCGAUGAUUGAAAGUGCCAACCUACUGGGAGUCAAUUCUUUACUAGGAUUGGUUCUCCUACGUUGCGGUGAGGCUCAGUGCGCACUGGCUGGAGAAUUGGCCAAUUGUGAUAUGGAUAUUGACGAGAAUGUCCUCAGCCCUUUUUCCAAGAUUUUAGACAUAGACUUACAAAAUAUACAAGCCGCAAAGAAGAAACUAUCCAAAGCAAGACUUGAUAUGGAUUCACUAAGAACCAGGUGGCUGAACGCAGUCAAAACCUCGCAUGGAGCACGAGGUGAUAUGGUUGCUGCAGCAAACAAAGCCGAAACACUUAAGGAGGAACUUGAUAACGAGACUGCUUUGUUUCAAACUUCCCAGGACACUUUGGCUACAGAAAUGUUGUCAUUCGUUGCGAAGGAGCAUGAUCUUUCCGACUGGGUAACGAAACUCUUGGAAGCACAAGAACGAUACCAUUACGAGUCACUACGAAUUAUUCAAAAGAUUUUGCCAACCCUAAAAACACAAGUGGAUGAAUCGAUGUUUAGGCCAGUGUUUUGCUGUUCCCUGGAAGACCAUCUCAGAGUUAACGACAGGGAAAUAGCAUUUGUUUUGGAAGAGUGUGUUCUAUACUUGCUGGAAAAUGCAAUUGAUGUAGAGGGUAUUUUCAGAAUAGCGGGUAGUGCUGCAAAGAUAAAGAAGCUACGAGCUGCUUUUGAUGCAGGCAUUGUUGACUUGAAUGAAUUUGAGAACGAGGUGCAUGCAGUUACAGGUGUAAUGAAACAGUAUCUGAGAGAGCUUCCAGAACCACUGCUUACAUUUGAACUGUACGAAGACUGGAUCAAAGCUGCAAGCAUUCCAGAACGCGAUGCAAGACUUCAAGCUUUGUGGACAGUCUGUGACAGGCUACCGCAUGCGAAUAAAGCAAAUUUAAAGUAUCUAGUCUGUUUUUUGGCAAAGAUCGCUGAAAAUUCAGAUGUCAACAAAAUGACCAGCAGUAAUAUAGCGAUCGUGAUUGCCCCGAAUAUCAUAUGGGAUAAAGCAGAUGAUUCAGGGUUGAAUGUCUUUCAAACGGGCAAUUCAACGUCAAUAUUAGAUUCGUUGAUUCAACAUGCAGAUUGGUUCUUUCCUGAAGGGGCAGUCUUCAAAAGACGAGAAUCAGAUAUGAGCCCGCCACCAACUGCAACUCACGAGGAAUCCACAGAGCCCUCCUUCUCAGGGGGCCUUUUAAGCGAAGUUUCGCAGCUUCUGGAUUUACCUCCCUCUUCAACAGCUGGGUUGAUGCCAAAUACACCACCCGAUGCCUCACCGAAGCACCAUGAUCCAGAAGGAAAGAUCAACGGGCCACCCAUGCCUAGUCGUCCACCCCCUUCAUUACCCCCACGGGGUGAAGCUCCACCGUCUAGUAAACCAUACGCAGGACAUAAAACAGGAACGAGCACCCCUUUCCCCAAUUCACCCCCGCCUGCUGUUCCGAAAUCCAGACCAAAAAUAUCGUAGAACUGUUUAUUUUUAGAGUUGUUUUAUAAGUUAGAAUGAGGAUUUUGAUGUUAGUGUUAUUUUUGUAAAACAAGACCUAAAUAUAUCAAUCCAAAUACACGAAAUAUGAUUUAAAAGAGGCAGUUCAUACUGGUGUAAUCUUGAGCCUCUUGAUUUCAUAAAUUUAUGUUGAGAAUACACUGGAACAAAGAGACAGCCUAUAGGCAUAUACUUUUAAGAGAGAUUCCCUCCUUUUCAACAAGGCUUAGCUCUCAGGAGAUUAGAGUUAUGAUCCCAGGUAUCCGGAUUCAUGUACGUACUACCCGAUACUCUUAUAUUGCUUAUCUUUUCCAAGUCUCUUUCCCAAAUUCACGAUCUCUGUCUCACAACUCAUCCUUCCUUCCCCAGAUCUUGUAAACUUUGGAACCCUCUACCCUUCCUGCUUCCCUGCUACCUGUCUUGAUUCAAAACUAAAAUUAACAAGCUUGACCUUUCCUUCCUCUCUUCCCAAUACUUCCUUCCUUUCCUUGCCAGGGCUUUGCUAUAGGCCCCCGAGCCUUUCCCUAACAUCACUUAAUUAAAAGAUUCCUGUUAUCAAGUCAUAUCAUUCGUGCUAUAUCUAUAAAGAUAAGAUAUUAUUAGCCGAAUGAAAAGCAUUCAGCGACUGAAGCCGAAUCAUAUCACCGAAUCGUGAAUCGCGUCAUCGACAAGUAAGUAGGUUAUUGAUUUACCCUUUGAUUAUUUUCGUCUGGCAUACUUGGCUCUUUAUUUUGAAUCAGAAGAGCCAUGAUAAGACUUUUUUGUAUGGAAACCAAUCUCGGGGCUGUCAGAGACAGAAUGUAAUCACCUGAUUCUUAAAACGAAUCGUCUAGUACAUUGAUCAAACUGUAAUAACAAUCGAAAAUAAAAUU
This is a messenger RNA of Rhopilema esculentum, 2891 nucleotides long. RefSeq names its product rho GTPase-activating protein 44. The record is from RefSeq and is a predicted model, not a curated record. Lineage: Eukaryota; Metazoa; Cnidaria; Scyphozoa; Rhizostomeae; Rhizostomatidae. Gene Ontology annotation, cellular component: cytoplasm; intracellular anatomical structure. Gene Ontology annotation, molecular function: GTPase activator activity; protein binding. Gene Ontology annotation, biological process: regulation of actin cytoskeleton organization; signal transduction; positive regulation of GTPase activity.